AUGGCCUCGCAACUGGCAUGGCUAGGACUGGGGAACAUGGGACGGGUCUCAUCAAUACCUAUAUUUCUCCUUUAUGGCGCCUUCGAACAAACUGACCCAAUCCGCCAGGGCAUGUGCAAGAAUCUCGUUGAGAAAGGCAAUCUCUCGAAGCCGCUGAUCAUCCACAACCGAACGGCGAAACGAGCAGAAGAUCUGGCGGCCAAGAUAGGAAACUCUCAAGUAGCCUCGUCCAUCGCAGACGCAGCGACCAAGGCAGAUCUCAUAUUCUACUGCCUGGGCGACGACGCGGCCGUUCUGUCAACACUAGACGAGAUCCUGAAGGUCGACGUCACGGGAAAAGUGCUCGUGGACUGCAGCACGGUACACCCGGAUACGACGGCGGAGGAAGCACGGCUCGUGGAGGAGAAAGGCGCCGGCUUCGUGGCGUGCCCGGUCUUCGGCGCACCGUCGAUGGCGGACGCUGGGCAACUGAUCUGUGUGCUGUCGGGCAAGGCCGAUGCCGUCGACAAAGUGAAGCCCUACUGUAAGGGCGUGAUGGGGCGUGCCAACAUCGAUUUUUCGGGCCAGGAGCCGCGCAAGGCGACGUUGUUGAAGGUGCUCGGCAACACGUUUAUUCUCAGCAUGAUUGAGACGCUCUCCGAAGGCCUGGUCGCGGCGGAAAAGACGGGCCUGGGCGUCGACGAGCUCCAUCAGUUCAUCGAGAUUAUGUUUCCGGGUCCUUAUACCGCUUACUCCAAUCGCAUGAGGUCCGGGGACUACUAUCAACGAGCGGAUCCCUUGUUUGCUGUGGAUCUUGCGCGGAAAGACGCUCGGCACGCCAUGGACCUGGUGUCAAAGGCUGGUGGAAAGAUGAAGAACGUAGAAUUGGCGGACUCGUAUCUAAAAGUCGUCAAGGAGGACCAGGGCGAAAAAGGUGAUAUUGCAGGCAUUUACGGCGCGAAAAGGCUGGAGGCUGGUCUGCCAUUCGCCAAUCAGAAAAGCUAA
Molecule: messenger RNA, 984 nt
Organism: Exophiala aquamarina CBS 119918
Lineage: Eukaryota; Fungi; Ascomycota; Eurotiomycetes; Chaetothyriales; Herpotrichiellaceae
Exons: 2
Coding region: 1-984 (327 amino acids)
Molecular function (GO): NADP binding; oxidoreductase activity, acting on the CH-OH group of donors, NAD or NADP as acceptor; NAD binding
Source: RefSeq, a predicted model, not a curated record